AUGGCCUCCCUGACCAGCUGCUCUUCCUCUCGCUCGUCCUCAUCCUCGUUCCGUUCUUCAGCGAGGUACAGCUGCAGCAGUGUCACGUCCAUCCAAACAGAAGCUUCCUCUCCUCCUCCAGAUCCCCUCUUCAUGCCUUUCUUGGAUCAGAGAGUGACGGCGCUUUUUGGGGGUCACGAACGCGACUCGGAGUCGUUCAUGAGCGAGAGAGAAACGUUCGGAGGUUGCCAGGGAGACAGGAAAUCCCACACGGGGGGUUACCAAGGUGACUGGAGGCAUGGAGACACACACGGAGCAAUCUGGGUGGACGAUCGCUAUUACAUGUCAGCGGACGUCAGUCGAUUUGAGCCGCAUGAUAUAGUGGUGAUGGCCUUCAACAGCAGCGUCGUCAUUCACGCUGAGAAAGUUGGAGACGAUGGCUGUGUCACAGACAAGUUUACCCACAAGUCUUCGCUGCCAGAGGACAUGGACCCUCUGUCUGUAAGCGGGACUCUGACGGCGGAGGGCGUGCUCGUGAUCAGCGUGAAAAGCACGUCCAGAUCCCAGUCACGUCCCUGACCUUCUGACUCACCUCUGACUUCUGGCCACCACAAAAAUACAAACAACACAAUGUCAA
Ictalurus furcatus (blue catfish) is the source of this 616-nucleotide messenger RNA. It is a transcript of the gene hspb12, whose product is annotated as heat shock protein, alpha-crystallin-related, b12. Bases 1 to 558 code for a protein of 185 amino acids. The transcript has 3 exons. The record is from RefSeq and is a predicted model, not a curated record. NCBI's taxonomy places the organism in Eukaryota, Metazoa, Chordata, Actinopteri, Siluriformes, Ictaluridae.